UAUAUUAAACAAAUACUUUUUUAUUAAAAAGUGUGCAAUGUUUUCGUUAAAAUUAAUUUUUAAUAAAACGGUACACAUUUCCAAAUUAUAUUAUAAUUUUAUCCAAAAAAUUACCAUAUAUUUAUUACGGCCUUUUCUCUAGACAAGAAGCCAAAACUUAUUCGUCGUAUUUUUGAUUUUAUCUGGGGCUAUAUAAUGGCAAAUGACGAAAAUCCAAAUAGAUCAUCUGAAGACAAAGAUCGGCGUAGAAGUGUAAUAAGGGAUCAGGGUCAGCAGUCGGAGCCCAAGAAGCCCCGGAGAGGCGGGACAUUGGAGUUCAAGCGACCGAUUCGUUAGAUCAGAUUAAAGUAAGAUAUGCCGAUCUGCAAGAUGAAGAUAGUUCCCGUAUCUCGAUGUGGGAAAGGAAAAGAUCGAACACUUCAUUACCGCGACGGUCGUGGGAGACGGAGGACUACAUAGAUUUCGAUGACAUCCUCCCGAUGAUAGGCCAGUUCGGCCGAUUCCAGGUGAUGCUCUUCCUGUUCAUGAUCCCCUUCUGCUUCAUCACCGCCUUCGUGUAUCUGGGCCAGAUAUUCAUGUCCCUAACUCCUUCCAAAUACUACUGCCUAGUGCCGGAGCUGUACCACACGCAAAGUGUGGAGCUGCGCAAGCAGUUGUCCAUUCCCAGGGAGAUGGAUGGAUCGUACAGUCGCUGCAGGAUGUACGACACCAACUACACAGAGAUCCACUACGCGGAGGACCAGAGUUCUUACAUUAACACCUCCCUGCCCACUAUUCCGUGCCAAAAGGGAUAUGUCUUCGAGCAGGAGGGCCCACCUUUCGAGUCGGCCACCAUGGAGUUCGGCUGGCUGUGCGAGAACGACAAGUACUCCACCUACGCCCAGAUCAUAUUCUUCUUGGGCUCCAUCCUGGGAGGUCUGGCCUACGGGCACUUUGCCGACCACUGCGGUCGGUUGGCUGCCCUGGUCAGCAGCUGCUUCCUGGCCUUGGUGGGCAGCCUGUUCACCUCGAUGUCCACGGACUUCUUAUCCUUUGCAAUCUCAAGAUUUUUGGUGGGGCUCUCCUACGACACCUGCUUUACGAUGGUAUAUAUUUUGGUCCUCGAGUAUGUGGGUCCCAAGUACCGCACCCUGGUGGCCAACUUGUCUCUGGCCCUGUUCUAUUGCCCCUUUACGAUGUUGAUGCCCUGGAUAGCCGUUGCGGCAGGAAACUGGAGAAGAUUCUCCUCAUGGGCAUCUUUACCAAUUGUAUUGGCGUUGUUUUCCUUCUUUGCGCUGCCCGAGUCUGCACGUUGGCUGGUAUCCAUCGGUGAUAUUGAGAAGGCCAUGGAGAUAUUGAAAAAGAUGAUUAGGGUUAACAAAAAGCUUGUGACCCAUCAUGUACUCGAUCUCUUCGAGACGAGCUGCACGCAGUUCUACAAGGAGGAACUCUACGGGCGUGACUUUACCGUGAUUUCACUAUUCAAGCGGAAGCGAACUGCCCUUCAUAUGGUCCUGCUGAUCCUUAUUUGGAUGGCCAUGUCCCUGGUUUACGAUGGACAUGUGCGGGCGGCCAGUGUCCUGGACACUAACAAUAUCUUUGUGUUCUUCACCAUCGCUUGCGCCACGGAGCUGCCGGGCAAUCUCCUGGUUAUCCUUACCCUGGACCGCUGUGGACGUCGCUGGUGCUCCUUUGCCUACACCUCGUUGAGUGGAAUCUUCAGUGUGGUCGGAGCCUGUUUGACGAAUCCAUUGCAAAUGAGAAUAUCAGCGCUAGCCGGGAGAUUCUUCGCCAACAUGUGCUAUAAUAUUGGGCUACAGUGGGCCGCAGAGAUCCUGCCCACUGUGGUGAGAGCCCAAGGAGUGGCCUUUAUCCAUACGAUGGGCUUUGUGGCGAUGCUGAUGUCUCCGCCAGUGGUUUACCUUGCCCAAGUGUCCUUCUCCCAUAUGCUAAUCGUUUUGGGGGUCCUUGGAAUCGUGGGCGGUGCUCUGGCCCUUUUUUUGCCGGAAACUCUCAACCACGAGCUUCCACAAACCCUCAGCGACGGAGCUGAGUUCGGACGAAAUCAAAGGAUCUGGCACAUGCCCUGCUGUGGCCCAGGGGCAAAGAAAUCCCGGCCCCGGCACACUUGGCACCAGGGCUCCAGCUUAAGGACCUUGUCGAAGGAAGAGUUUCGAUCCAGCCGUAUGUUUCGCAAGUCAAGAUCCGUGCCGCAGGACCCAAGUCCUACGCCCAGCGAAAACAAAAGCGAGGAAAGGGAAAUCCGAACCUACAAAUACGGAAACUGAUGGGUGUAUCUUAAGGAUAUUUUGUAGGUUUCUUAUUUAGAUACUUGCUGUGGGAAGUUUCUUUUUUUUUAUGUAACCAAACAUUUUUAUUAGCAAUCAUUAUGGAUGUUUUCUUGUUUACUUAAGUCAAAACCGAGAUUAAACCGAAUCCUAAAACAUA
Drosophila biarmipes is the source of this 2427-nucleotide messenger RNA. RefSeq names its product carcinine transporter. Bases 393 to 2267 code for a protein of 624 amino acids. The transcript has 4 exons. Gene Ontology annotation, biological process: transmembrane transport. Gene Ontology annotation, molecular function: transmembrane transporter activity. The record is from RefSeq and is a predicted model, not a curated record. Gene Ontology annotation, cellular component: membrane. Lineage: Eukaryota; Metazoa; Arthropoda; Insecta; Diptera; Drosophilidae.